Molecule: messenger RNA, 1273 nt
Organism: Cololabis saira (Pacific saury)
Lineage: Eukaryota; Metazoa; Chordata; Actinopteri; Beloniformes; Belonidae
Product: homeobox protein Hox-B3a-like
Exons: 3
Coding region: 395-1195 (266 amino acids)
Biological process (GO): regulation of transcription by RNA polymerase II
Cellular component (GO): nucleus
Molecular function (GO): DNA-binding transcription factor activity, RNA polymerase II-specific; RNA polymerase II cis-regulatory region sequence-specific DNA binding
Source: RefSeq, a predicted model, not a curated record
AGGCUUGGGUGUGCAGCUCUGCGCAGGCCUGUGGCACCCAAGCCUUGUUUUCCUUUCCUCCCUUUUGGAGCCUCAUUGUUAAGAGAAUAUGACAUCGGGGAGAGUUGCAGGACGAGCGUUGAAUGUGGGCAUUGUUCAGCACAUCAUUUGUCACGUCCUCUUUUCACUGCCAGUGUCUGAGGUCGAGGAGGAGUUUGCGUUUGCAGAGGAAACGUGAGGAGGACCUCAAGGAGCAGCUCCAACACCGCACUGAGCUAGGGGACACUCCGGCCGAGGAGAGAAUGGGAGCACAAACAAGAAAGCCAGAAGCCUUCGGCUCUUUGGAAACCUGCCAUGUGACAUUUGGCUGUCAGCGCUCCGCCAGAAGGUCAAACGGGGCCCCGGUGCACGUUUCAUGGAAAUGCAGAAGAGCAACAUCCAGCAGCACCCGGCUCUGUGCAGCGAGGCUGUGGGUGGCGUGCACGGGUUCGGCUGCCUGCAGCGGGCACCGUCUCAGGGCACGGCUCCCCGGAGGCCACAGCUGCAGGGCAGCAAGUUUACAGUGAGCAAACACAUUUUCCCCUGGAUGAAAGAGUCCAGAAGCUCAGACCAGAAAGCGACCAGGAGAAUAGCAGACUGCUCUCUCAACCAGAAGUGUGCAGGCGCGGCCCCGGCCUCCAGGCGGACGCGCACCGCGUACACGAGCGCGCAGCUGGUGGAGCUGGAGAAGGAGUUCCACUUCAGCCGCUACCUGUGCAGGCCGCGGCGGGUGGAGAUGGCCGGCCUGCUCAACCUCAACGAGAGGCAGAUCAAGAUCUGGUUCCAGAACCGCAGGAUGAAGCAGAAGAAGGACCAGAGGGCGCAGGGCCCGAGCGCGGCGUCCUGCUCGCCCCCGUCCUCCCCCUCCGCCGCGGGCAGCCCCACCCUGGCCAGCCUGGGCUACGUCCAUCUGGGCGGGGGCUGCCAGCAGCAGCAGGCCUCCCCUCCGCUCAAGCCCCAGCAGCAGCAGCAGCAGGCCCAGUCCACAUACCGGCCAACUUAUUCCAAAUAUCCAGCUGCGGAUUUCCCGCAGUUUGAUGUGCAAUACGACCCGCACGACACCUCACACAGCACACACCCAGAGCUGGCAGCGGAUGACCUGGACCGGCCGUACUUCUCACAGAGCUGCGCUGCUCAGGACAGAAUCCUGCAAGCUCCAAAACUGACUCAUCUGUAGCGCAGGACCCUGAUGAAGCCCAGCUGCUCGUUGCAUGCGUCUUUAUUAUUUAUGUAUUAGCCUGAUAAAUCAAAAUGU